AAACUCGGUUUAUAUACGAAGAACUUAUCACCAUUUCCUUAUUUCUCUAGCCUAAUAAGUUCACGUCAAAUGCAGUGAAAAAUCAAAUCAGAACAACAUGAUUCUAUGCCAGUUAAAAUCUCAGAUUCAGUACCAAAGAGAAUAAAAAAAAAAGCCAUUGAAUUACAUCAACUCAUCCUCUUGAGUCAUUCAAGACAUUAAUACUUGCCUAUAAGCCCAUUAAAGAAUACACAGCCCAUCGGCCCAUAACGAGAAUUUUGAAAAAUAUAAACAAAAUAUCUUUUCAAGAGCUUGUUACUGUGUCAGUCCCGCCAAGCAGAGACGGAGAGAAGAAUCUUGGGAAGAGAGAAACGCCGGCGAUCUGAUCGUCGCCUCCUCCUUCUCUCCGCCAGUUCGCUAAUCUCUUCUCUGUAUCCGGAGAGGACUGACAAUGGACAAAACGAAACGCAACAAGGAGAAGGGAGGUUCUUCGUCGAAUAACAAUGAUGCUGCUACUGCUUCUACAUCGGGACGGAGUGGCAGAGGAAGGCAGAGUCAAGCUACCAAUCCUUUGACGGUAGGACAAGCAAUAAUGAAGGCAAACUACCACUCUUGCUGCCGACAGUUUUACACCUUACCGGAGUUGAUUGAGUUCAUGACAACCAGGCACCGCGGCUUAACAGCGGAGAUGGUGACAAAGGUUUAUAGGGAGAUGUUGAAAAGCAUAAAUGCUGAAAUGUAUCUGAGAGCUGCACAGUAUCACUCUACAGCAAGGCAAAUUGAGCGCAAAAGGCGGGAAACAGCUGACUCUGUGAGCACUCUUCGUGCAAGUACGAGCACUACUGCUCCUGCUCAGAGCGAUGGCGAUAGUUCUUCUUCUUCUUAAGAGGUAUGUUUCGGAAAAUUACUUGGAAAAAAUAUUCAUCAAUAUGAAACUGA
Molecule: messenger RNA, 918 nt
Organism: Brassica rapa (field mustard)
Lineage: Eukaryota; Viridiplantae; Streptophyta; Magnoliopsida; Brassicales; Brassicaceae
Source: RefSeq, a predicted model, not a curated record